ACAUCUUAUCAAUUUUAAAUAUUUUUUUAUUUAAUAGACGUUAUUUUUGUACAAAUCUGCUGCUUGUAAUUUUUAAAAAUAUUUGUUGUUCAUUUUUGUCUAGAGUUUUUUAAUUUCUAUUAUUAGGUUGUAGAAUUAUUUAAACUUUUUUUUUUUAACUCAAAUCAACGAAACUAAUUUCAGAUUUAUUUUGUAAAACUUUAAAAUAUAAAAUGGAUGAAGAUCAUUUUUGUUUAGAUGAAGACUUCGUAAUUGAUGAAUACGAAAAUUUAGAUGACAAAAAAGACUUAAAUUAUGAUGAAAUAAAUGAAAAACAGUGUUGCUCAUGCAACUGUUUAAAAAUGUUUGAAGAUGAUUUUCGAAUUCGUCUUAAAACAGAAAUGUCGAAGUUAACAAUGUCAGAAAAACGAAUUUAUUUAUUCGCUUUAAUAUCAAUGAACGAACAAAAGAAAUUAAACUACUACGAUAAAGGAAAAUCAUCUAAAUUUUUUCAAUACCGAGUAAAAGAAUUUGGUAUCUUUCGUGAUGUUUGUAAAAACGCAUUUGUUAUUUUACAUGGCACAACAAUGGCUUUGGUACGUAAUUUAUGUCAAAAAAUAAAAGCAAAAUAUUUGUUUCCUAAUGACGAACGUGGUAGACAUGACAAUCAUCUAACUAUAUCUAAUGAAAAAAAAGAAAAAAUCAAAGUACAUUUUUUCUCUAUUUUGGAAUCUCCAUCAAUUUUUAAAUGUGCAAAGAAAAUUGGGCAUCCAAACAUUAGUCAAUUAUGGUUAGAUUUCAAAAAUAAUCAUGGACAUGUCGCUAGAUCUACUUAUACUAAAUAUAUAGCUUCUCUACUAACACCUGAAGUUCGUAUGAAAUAUAUGUGUGCAAAUGAAGCAAGAUUAAUACUUCAAGAGCUAGAGAAAUAUAAUUCAAAGUAGAACAUUAGUUUUAAUUUUAACGUUAAUGUUAAUUUUAACACUGUUAUUCGCUACCGUUCUUUUAACCUAGAAAUAGCUUUGUAUUUAUUUAUCAUAUUACUUCAAGUUGAAUAUCUUUAGUUAAUAUCCUAAGAUAGACAUAACAAUUACAAUAACAUAUCUUUAUUAUUUAAUGUAUAUAUUUCAUUUUGUUCUUGUUAGUUAUAAGUUACCAAAAAUAAUUAUACUUUGAAUUUUAGUAGCAUAAAUAAUUUUUUUUUUUUGAAAUCUAUAUUUUAUGUAUAAAAACUUAAGAAAAUUUGAAGUGUGAUAAAAAUUGUUUUUUUUUUUUAUUAAUUUAAAUACUUUUUUUUUAUGACAUUGAAUUGAAGCCAUGUGCUUCUCUGAUCAAUAUCUAUUGUUUAUGUAUGUCUAUAAUU
Messenger RNA from Daktulosphaira vitifoliae (grape phylloxera), 1342 nucleotides. RefSeq lists its product as uncharacterized. The transcript has 3 exons. The record is from RefSeq and is a predicted model, not a curated record. Bases 213 to 923 code for a protein of 236 amino acids. NCBI's taxonomy places the organism in Eukaryota, Metazoa, Arthropoda, Insecta, Hemiptera, Phylloxeridae.